AUGACUAUCCGAAGUGGCCCAAUGCGACCCCCAAACACCUCCCAGACUACGCUUGCAGCGAGCGAUGUAUCCGCAAACGUGUCUCCAAUACCUCUGUCUACCUCGCACAGCCCUAUUCAGUACAUCAAACCCGAACCUAUAAACCGCGUCGAUGAUAUCCAGGCUGCUAUGUCUGCACAAGAUCUGAAAAGGAAACGUCAGUGCGUUGAGACGGGAGUUUCUCUCCCUACCAGCACUGCACAGAAUCCCAGCCCAAGUUCAAUGGAAUAUUUCGCUCCUGUUUACGUGGCAGAGCCUCCUUUUAUACCGGAAGCCUACCACAAUCUUCAAGGUUUCCCAGCACAAGCUGAUUCCACCCCAGCACAACCCCCCCCCGAGUCAUUCGGGGAGGACAUGGACGCCUCUGCGUUCCCUUACUAUUUCCAUUAUUAG
This is a messenger RNA of Penicillium odoratum, 432 nucleotides long. RefSeq lists its product as uncharacterized. The record is from RefSeq and is a predicted model, not a curated record. The transcript has a single exon. NCBI's taxonomy places the organism in Eukaryota, Fungi, Ascomycota, Eurotiomycetes, Eurotiales, Aspergillaceae. Bases 1 to 432 code for a protein of 143 amino acids.